AUGCUGACACCUACUAUUCUCAAAGACCUGGGAUGGACCGCCACGAAGGCGCAACUCUACUCGGUACCUCCCUACGCUUGCGCCUGUCUCAUCGCCAUCGCCGUCGCGACCGUCUCCGAUAAGACGAAGCGGCGGGGGAUCUACCUUGCCAUCUUCACUCUUCCCGCCAUCGCUGGCUUUUGUAUCAUGCUAUGGUCAACCGAGUCCAACGCACGUUAUGGGGGUAUCUUCUUGAUCACAGUCGGAUCCUUCCCCGGAGGCCCCGGAUUCCUUGCAUGGGCAGCAAACAACGCCGGCGGACCGGCAUUCCGCGCUGUAUACAUGGCAUGGGUAGUGACGCUGGGCACGGCUGGUGGUAUUGUUGCAACCUGGAUAUACACCGUCCAUGACGCACCGAGGUACCCCAAGGGUCAUAAGGUUAACCUGUGCGGUCAAAUCGGCGUGUGCCUCUUGGCAUGCUUUGGCAUCGCCUACUGCAAGUGGGAGAACAAGCAGCGCGGCCUGGGCAAGCGCGAUCACCGUUUGAUCAACCCUACCCCAGCCAAGAUCAAGAAUCUCGGUAACAGACACCCUGAGUUCCGGUUCAUGUACUAG
Messenger RNA from Alternaria postmessia, 594 nucleotides. RefSeq lists its product as uncharacterized. Bases 1 to 594 code for a protein of 197 amino acids. The record is from RefSeq and is a predicted model, not a curated record. The transcript is spliced from 3 exons. Gene Ontology annotation, cellular component: membrane. Gene Ontology annotation, molecular function: transmembrane transporter activity. NCBI's taxonomy places the organism in Eukaryota, Fungi, Ascomycota, Dothideomycetes, Pleosporales, Pleosporaceae.